Messenger RNA from Lindgomyces ingoldianus, 600 nucleotides. RefSeq lists its product as uncharacterized. Lineage: Eukaryota; Fungi; Ascomycota; Dothideomycetes; Pleosporales; Lindgomycetaceae. The record is from RefSeq and is a predicted model, not a curated record. The transcript is spliced from 2 exons. Bases 1 to 600 code for a protein of 199 amino acids.
AUGUUGUUGACUCAGCGAUCGAUUUCGUUCACUCGCAGCCGAACCACACCCCUUCUCUACCCGCCGUGCGAAGCAAAGCCACUCAGUGCGAAGAGACAGCUAUAUACGCUUUUGGAAAUGGAAGAAGCUGAUAUUGCCGCUGCAAUGGGCUUCUCAGCCUUUGGGGGUACCAAGAGAAAAUACGACGAGACAAAUUCCCAAAGGGCGAAGGCAUCAACGAGUGGAGCUAAUUCAACCCGGCUAGGGGUUAGAUCAAAGAUUACCUUGGAAGCCCAAAACAAUGAAGCUGAAUCCGAGCCAAACCAGCCAGCAUCAAAGGCCGAUGGAAAGCUAAAGCAGUCAGCAGCCACAGGUCUCGCAGAAUUCCUCUCUCGCGGGAAGGAAAUUGAGCAAAACAGAUCUAAACCUGAAGCACCCGCCGAUCCAUCUUCAAGAGACAACACGUCCGCCGUUCCCAUCUCUUUUGGAGGUGCUCCUAUCUCACAUGACGAGCUGGCUGCCCUUAGAAAAGGAGUCAAAGACGAAGCAGGCGAUAUCGCUUACUUCCUUCCCAGCUUCGUCCAGGACCCGUGGGAGCAACUCUGGAAAAACAGGCGGUGA